AUGAAGCUCGCCAUCUUGUCGCUCAUCGCAUCGGUGGCUGGCGUCCAUUCGGCAGCCAGCAAUGUCUCGCACUCCGAAAGUCUCACUGUAAAUACCUCGACUGGCGUCUUUACAGGACUGAUUGAUCCAGAAGCACCAAAUACUAGGCAAUGGCGUUCCAUUCCUUUCGCAGAACCUCCUGUCGGGUCGCGUCGCUGGCUACCUCCUGAGAAGCUUCCGCACUCGAACAAACAUCAAUAUGCGACGAAGCUCCCGCCCUCAUGCCCCCAGUUUGUGACGGCAGUAGAAUCUCUGUGGAACUUGUCUCUGACCAAGGGUAAUCUGAUAUACAAUGGCGGCCAGAACGAUUCGUCGGGUCUAGUAGGCGAAGCGACGUCCGAAGACUGUCUUUACCUGGCAGUCUGGACGCCUACGAGCCCGCCGCCUAAAGGAGGUUUCCCAGUCCUCUUUUUUAUGACAGGCGGCGGCUUCGUGAUGGGUGGCGUUGACUUUCCCUGGCAAAUUCCAACGUCAUGGGUCGAGCGAUCGCAAUCGGCAAUCAUCGUCACCAUCAACUACCGCGUCAGCAUCUUUGGCUUUCCUAAUGCGCGCGGCCUGGCCGAUGGCGAGCAAAACCUCGGUAUACUCGAUCAGAGAGCCGCUCUCGAAUGGGUUCAAGACAACAUCGCAGCUUUUGGCGGCGACCCAACUCGCAUCAUGCACUGGGGCCGGUCUGCGGGCUCCAUUAGCGCGGACAUCCACGCCUAUGCAUACCACGAUGAUCCGAUUGCUCAAUCCUACUACCUAGAGUCGGGAGUCGUAUCUUCUGGCGGUGCGGAGGAUCCAACACACUCCAACUUUAGCUUCGUAGCGCAGCACGUAGGCUGCGAGUCUCCCUGCGGCGCUAACUGUACAGACUAUAACGGCACGGCAGAACUUGACUGCAUGCGUCUAGUAUCUUUUGCACAGAUCACGAACUUCAUAGGAAAGUACGGAGACCUGGGCAAGAGACCCGCUCUAUCCUUCGGCCCUAUCCCUGAUGAUCAGAUCGUCUUCCGUAACUAUGAGGAGCGCGCCGCAGCGGGCAAACUUGCUCGUCGCCCGACCCUAAUUUCCUUCACAGCCAAUGAAUUCUCUUCGCUGGUCCCAUGGCCCAAAGAGAACGUGACAGAAGGCCCAUGGCAACCGCCAGUCACGGCUAUGGACAUUCAAUGGGUGUGCGCAGGCCACAACGCCACUGUCGCUCGCAACCAGCUGAGUACGUCCGAAGCCCCUGUUUUCCGGUUCCAAUACGCAGCCGAGUUUCCCAACUUGAAUGUGUACAGCUGGCUGGGAGCAUAUCAUAACAGCGAGACGCCUUUGGUAUUUGGGACGUACGGGAUGUUGGAUCACGUAGCGCCGACGACGGAAUUCCAGGUCGAGGUUAGCAGGGCGCUGCAGGAUCAUAUCAUGGCUUUUGCGGAGGAUCCGUAUCACGGACCACAGAAAAUAUUUGGGUGGCAGCCACAGGUUGCUAGUGAAGCAAAUGGAGGGGAUAUACUUCGAUUUGGAGCAGGCGGGAAAGCGGUGCAGCGGAUCGAUGGGGUUGAGGUAGAUGGGGUGUGUAAUGGGCUUGGAGAAUACGAUCCGUUCCCGUAG
Messenger RNA from Colletotrichum truncatum, 1617 nucleotides. Its product is annotated as chlorogenic acid esterase precursor. NCBI's taxonomy places the organism in Eukaryota, Fungi, Ascomycota, Sordariomycetes, Glomerellales, Glomerellaceae. The record is from RefSeq and is a predicted model, not a curated record.